Hyla sarda is the source of this 858-nucleotide messenger RNA. Its product is annotated as octapeptide-repeat protein T2-like. The record is from RefSeq and is a predicted model, not a curated record. NCBI's taxonomy places the organism in Eukaryota, Metazoa, Chordata, Amphibia, Anura, Hylidae. The transcript is spliced from 3 exons. The annotation marks the transcript as partial.
AUGGAGGUGGGACUAGAGGAAAUUCUAGGCCUCUUAGCAGAAAAGACGGUCUUUAACUCAUUGAUGGAAUUUCCCAUGAACUCCUUCAUCCACACAAACAAGUCCUGGAAGGAGAGAGAAAGAGAGAGACAGAAAGAGAGAGAGAGAAAGAAAGAGAAAGAGAGAGAGAAAGAAAGAGAAAGAGAGAAAGAAAGAGAGGAGAGAAAGAAAGAAAGAGAGAAAGAGAGAGAGAAAGAAAGAGAGAGAAAGAGAGAAAGAAAGAGAGAUAGAGACAGAGAGAGAGACAGAAAGAGAGAUAGAGACAGAGAGAGAGGAGAGAGAGAGAGAGGAAGGAGAGAGAGAGAGAGAGAGGAAGGAGAGAGAGAGAGAGAGAGAGAGAGAGGAAGGAGAGAGAGAGAGAGAGAGAGGAAGGAGAGAGAGAGAGAGAGAGAGAGAGAGGAAGGAGAGAGAGAGAGAGAGAGAGGAAGGAGAGAGAGAGAGGAAGGAGAGAGAGAGAGAGGAAGGAGGAGAGAGAGAGAGGAAGGAGAGAGAGAGAGAGAGGAAGGAGAGAGAGAGAGAGGAAGGAGAGAGAGAGAGAGGAAGGAGAGAGAGAGAGGAAGGAGAGAGAGAGAGGAGAGGAGGAGAGAGAGAGAAAGGAGAGAGAGAGAGAGAAGAGAGAAAGGAGAGAGAGAGAGAGAGAGAGAGAAGGAGAGAGAGAGAGAGAGAGAGAGAAGAGAGAGAGAGAGAGAGAGAGAGAGAGAGAGAGAGAGGAGAGAGAGAGAGAGGAAGGAGAGAGAGGAAGGAGAGAGAGGAAGGAGAGAGGAAGGAGAGAGAGAGGAAGGAGAGAGAGAGAGGAAGGAGAGAGAGAGAGAGGAAGGA